AUGAAGCUGCUUACUGCAUUAUGUGUUCCCUACGUUUUAGCAAGAGGCGUGUUUCCAGUAUUUGGGUACCCGUUAGUGGUUAACUCAGCUGUCUAUCGAUUUGCCUGGUUGGGAUGCCUUAGCUUUAGUCUGCUUUUCUUUUGUGCGAAGCGCUUCCAUAUCUGGUUCACCAACCUCCACAAUUCUAUACGUGAUGACCGGUAUUUGAUUGGUCGUAGACUCCACGACUACGGGGAGAACUUAGACGAGAAGCAAAAUGGUUCUCUUGUUGCCCUAGAGGCUCGAAGUUCAAAUGCAAGUGGUAUUGGCAUGAUUCAGCAGAAUCAGGAAGCUGCAGAUGUAGGGAUAAGGCAGAGGCAUGUUCGCCUGGAUGCAUAA
This is a messenger RNA of Fraxinus pennsylvanica, 378 nucleotides long. The record is from the annotation of a GenBank genome assembly. Lineage: Eukaryota; Viridiplantae; Streptophyta; Magnoliopsida; Lamiales; Oleaceae.